Molecule: messenger RNA, 1927 nt
Organism: Pongo pygmaeus (Bornean orangutan)
Lineage: Eukaryota; Metazoa; Chordata; Mammalia; Primates; Hominidae
Gene: ZP4
Product: zona pellucida glycoprotein 4
Exons: 12
Coding region: 287-1909 (540 amino acids)
Biological process (GO): prevention of polyspermy; binding of sperm to zona pellucida
Cellular component (GO): egg coat
Molecular function (GO): acrosin binding; structural constituent of egg coat
Source: RefSeq, a predicted model, not a curated record
AGCUUUCUUUCCUUCCUUUCUGUUAGCUAAAGGUUACUACAUUUUUCUUGGGCUCUGAAGUCUGCCUGGAUUGUGGUAUUUAAUGUGAGGCAGCUGCAGACUGUGCCCCAAAGCAAAUGAGGCUAGAAGAAUUCCCCUUUCUAAAGGCAUCCCACCUGAGUGUCACAAAGAUGUGCAGCUGAAACAAGCCUGACUUCUGUAUAUAAAGGAAUCUGGGCAGGCCGACCCUCGGCUCUUGGGAGAGGAGGUGGAGAGCCUGUAGCCAGCAGGAACUCCUGGUAGCAUUAUGUGGCUGCUGCGGUGCGUCUUGCUGUGUGUUUCAUUAUCUCUUGCUCUGAGUGGCCAGCAUAAGCCUGAGGCACCAGAUUAUUCCAGUGUGCUCCACUGUGGGCCGUGGAGUUUCCAGUUUGCUGUAAACCUCAGCCAGGAGGCAACGUCUCCUCCUGUACUAAUAGCUUGGGACAACCAAGGGCUGCUCCACAAGCUGCAGAAUGACUCUGACUGUGGCACCUGGAUAAGAAAAGGUCCGGGCAGCUCCGUGGUGUUGGAGGCAACCUAUAGCAGCUGCUAUGUCACUGAGUGGAACUCCCACUACAUCAUGCCAGUCGGAGUUGAAGGAGCGGGUGCGGCUGAACACAAGAUGGUUACAGAGAGGAAGCUGCUCAAGUGUCCUAUGGAUCUUCUAGCCCGAGAUGCUCCAGAUACUGACUGGUGUGACUCCAUCCCAGCGCAGGACAGACUGCCAUGUGCACCUUCACCCAUCUCUCGAGGAGACUGUGAGGGGCUAGGCUGUUGUUACAACUCUGAAGAGGUGAAUUCCUGCUACUAUGGAAACACCGUGACCUUGCAUUGUACCCGAGAGGGCCAUUUCUCUAUUGCUGUGUCUCGGAACGUGACCUCGCCACCACUGCUCUUGGAUUCUGUGCGCUUGGCCCUUAGGAAUGACAGUGCAUGUAACCCUGUGAUGGCAACACAAGCUUUUGUUCUGUUCCAGUUUCCAUUUACUUCCUGUGGCACCACAAGACAGAUCACUGCAGACCGAGCAGUAUAUGAAAAUGAACUGGUGGCAACUAGGGAUGUGAAAAAUGGGAGCCGUGGUUCUGUCACUCGUGACAGCAUCUUCAGGCUCCAUGUCAGCUGCAGCUACUCAGUAAGUAGCAACUCUCUCCCAAUCAAUGUCCAGGUUUUUACUCUCCCACCACCCUUUCCUGAGACCCAGCCUGGACCCCUCACUCUGGAACUUCAGAUUGCCAAAGAUAAAAACUAUGGCUCCUACUAUGGUGUUGGUGACUACCCAGUGGUGAAGUUGCUUCGGGAUCCCAUUUACGUGGAGGUCUCCAUCCUUCACAGAACAGACCCCUACCUGGGGCUGCUCCUAUAUCAGUGUUGGGCAACACCCAGCACAGACCCCCUGAGUCAGCCACAGUGGCCCAUCCUGGUAGAGGGCUGCCCCUACAUUGGAGACAACUAUCAGACCCAGCUGAUCCCUGUCCAGAAAGCCUUGGAUCUUCCAUUUCCCUCUCACCACCAGCGCUUCAGCAUCUUCACCUUCAGCUUUGUGGACCCUACAGUGGAGAAACAGGCCCUCAGGGGACCGGUACAUCUGCACUGCAGCGUGUCAGUCUGCCAGCCUGCUGAGACACCAUCCUGUGUGGUAACCUGUCCUGAUCUCAGUCGAAGAAGAAAUUUUGACAACAGUUCUCAGAACACUACUGCUAGUGUUUCUAGCAAAGGCCCCAUGAUUCUACUCCAAGCCACUAAGAACCUUCCAGAAAAGCUCCGUGCUCCUGUAGACUCAAAAGUUCUGUGGGUGGCAGGCCUUUCUGGGACCUUAAUCCUUGGAGCCUUGUUAGUAUCCUACUUGGCUGUCAAGAAACAGAAGAGUUGCCCAGACCAAAUGUGUCAAUAAAACCAGACUGUACUCCCA